CCAUCACUAGGCCCUAUCCACCGCCACCGCCCACCAGAUUUCGCCAGAUCUCCAGCCCCACCCGGCCACCCCCACAUGUGGACGGACUCCGCCGAGUUCUGAAGCGAAGAGCUUGUGCCAGCAUAUCCCAUCCGUCUCGCUCUCCGAGGUCCACCACGCUUGUUCUCCGCUUCCCCACCCCCAUUUUUAUCCCACUUGCUCGGCGCUGCCCCCAUUUUUAUUCCUCCCCGCGCCUCGAACUCCACAGGCCGCAGCCCCACCACCGUCUCGCCGAUAUUAGCUCCGGCUCCGCUUUGCUUGCCUCCUCAGUUUUCACCUUUUUUUUUCCCUCUCCCUCUCUCAGGUUCCAGUGUACGGACUCUGUUCAUUUGGCUGUUUUUACAUCGGGCGCUCUGCUUUUUGAGAUUUUUUUUCGUGCCUGCAACAGCAACGAGUGCAUACUCUACUCCUCCUUCCUUCCUCCCUCUCUUUCCCCGCCCCUUCCUUUCCUCCUCCCGCUUCGGAUUCCCAACCCCAGCAGCUCAGGCUCCCGCUCCCGCUCCCCUCACAGCACCAGCAGCCCAAAACCCUAGCCACACCGCCCACGCAUGGCCUCCCCCGCGCGCCCCGCCGCCGCCUCCGUCUCCGUCUCCGGCGCCUUCGGCCUGCCCCCGGACGCGCGCUGCUCCUACGACCAGCCCCGCCGCCGCGAGGACGAGAGGCUGGUGCGGACGUUCGUGGCCGCCGCCUACGGGCAGCCGCAGCCGCAGCAGCAGCAGGACGGCGGCUUCUACCCCAAGGACGCCGUGAUGGCGGCCGUGGAGGAGUGCAUGCGGAAGCAGGCCGACGCGCUGCUGCACUCGCUCGACGGCAUCGGGGGCAGGCUCUCGCAGCUCGAGCUCUACUGCUACAAGCUCGAGAGGUCCAUCGGGGAGCUGCGCAGCGACGUCAUGGACUACCACGGCGACAGCACCGCCAACUUCAGAUGCAUCGACAAGAACCUCAGACAGGUCCACAAAUCCUUGCAGGUUCUUCAGGAUAGGCAGGACUUAGCUGAAACUCCAAGAGAACUCAGCAAGCUUCAAAUAGCACAUGAGGCGGCCUCUCAGAAGGGUGAGGCCACCGGUUUUUCUGUGCUCACGCCAAGGGAAAAUGACCACAGCACACAGGCUCCAAAACACGAGGUCACCCUUUUGCCGCUUCACCAAGUUAACGGGAUGCAGUCCCCUGCCGUGCAGGUCCAAACCAGCAACGGGUUUGUUUUGCAACACCUAGUGCCUGUCACUUUGGGAACGCAGCAUGAUCAGCAGCAGUUGAACCAGGCUCCUGUGUACUAUGUGCAAAGCCCGGAUCAUGUGAAAUCCACUGAGAGCAAGGCGCUGGAACCUUUGGUUCAAGUUGUGCAGCCACUUGUCCACAACCCUGAAGCCAUGGUUCAAGUUGAGCUACCUCAGAAAUCUAGUCAAGCGACUGAAUUGUACCCUCAGCCUCAGAAUCACAGACUACAUAUGCCUACCCAGCAGGUUGAUUCGCAUACAUGGCAUCCCCAACAGCCCAUGGUGCAACAGCAGCAAUACAUUAUUCAACAAGUUUCACGACACAUGGCUCAACAACAGUCCUCAUCUCCUCAGUCUCAGAGUGCUCAAGCCACACCCUUGUUUCCUCCAUUCAGUUCCCCGAAGCCUGCAAGUUCUAACACUGAACCAAUUACAAGAAGUAUGGCUGGGCAGACUCCAUACUCUUCAUCGCAGCAGCAGCAGCAGCAUGAAGUUGCCCAUUCAUUUUAUGGCCAAGGCAAUACAAUAUUGCUUCCCGUAGCAGAUCAUAAUGCUCAGCAUCAGCAACCACAAUCAGUGCAGCUACACAGCCAGGGCCCCUGUCCACCUCAACCAAGCAAGCCCAGUCACUGCAGUGUUGCAUCCUAUGCUGUUCAAGGAAAUGGCCAGACCUACAGCUCCACAUACAAGAACCCUUCUAACUGCCCUGCAACUGUUGUAGCUCUUCUGCCUCAGCCUCCAGCUACUGCUUCUAUGGCGUAUCAUCCCUUGGGACCACAGGUCGUGCACAACCAUCCAUUUGGAAAUUUGGUUGAAACAGCUAGUGUUGUAGGGUAUCCACGGGAUCAAGUUGAGAUACUCCCAGUGGUUACUGCAGCCCAACCUGUAAUGGUUGAUAAGCUUAAUGCUGGCAGCAAUGUAACAUCCCCUCGUGAGUGGUCAGCAUAGUGGACAAUGUGCGAUGGUAGACGGUACAUUUCACUGCUUCCACAACUUACUAGUAUACAUAUAUUGCAGUUGGAAGCACAUCAGGUCUAUUUUAUCUGGCUCCUUUUUUUCCCAUCAGCCAGCAGAUUAGAACAGAUCCUUCUACCUUUUUCAGCUGAAGGUCAAUCUGAAAUAAGAAAAGUAGGUUAGCUGAGUGAUCACUGUUGGCAUAUGUCCUCACUUUUAAUGGACAUAUCUCCUUGUAACCGAACUUAUAUGCAUUUCUUAUAUGAAUAUGAAUAUAUGACGGGUUUACAUCA
This is a messenger RNA of Sorghum bicolor (sorghum), 2503 nucleotides long. RefSeq lists its product as uncharacterized. NCBI's taxonomy places the organism in Eukaryota, Viridiplantae, Streptophyta, Magnoliopsida, Poales, Poaceae. The record is from RefSeq and is a predicted model, not a curated record. The coding region runs from base 588 to 2204 and encodes 538 amino acids. The transcript has 3 exons.